AUGUCGGAAAACACAUGGCUUAGAAAGGCUAGGCUAAACGGAAACGUCGGUCAGUGGUCUGACUGGUCCGAGUGUAAAGGUGCUGUUGGAGAGGAGUGUGUCAAGACCCGCAGACGGACAUGCACCCCUAAACGGAACAAUCCAUGCGGUUGUCGUGAUGUCCAACCCAGGCAGCGGCGAACCAUACCAGUUAAAGUAACCUUUCAUCAAUACCAUGAUGUGCCGAGAACAAAACAAGAUGCGCUGCAGCUGGGAUGGGUGAAAAAGGAUGUUGGUGCUGAUUGCCAAGGCACAUAUUUCAACGGUGAGCGUUUCUGGAAGGACAGCGACCUGGCCGUGAUUCUCCUGUACGAUGUGAAUGGUUUCAUAGCUGGCAUACAGACCGCGUUUGAUAAAAACUACAGUUCGAACCCGAAUGAUUAUCCGUCACCGCAACUGCAGAAUCAUCCAUUGGUAGAAGAGGGUGGAAAUUAUCAUACCACCGCAUACUUUAUUCCAUCAGACAAAAUAUGCUCUACGGGCCGUACAUUGGCCGAAUUUAACCAACAAGGUACCGGUACAGGGUUAUGGGUGCAAAACGGAACCAGCCCAAGCAGCACUGUGCAGAUCCCGAUGACAAUCGAACAGGUUCGAUCCAGUGAAUGGACAGAGGCAACAUGUUUCAAAGCCAUGGGAACACAUUUCUUGUACAGGAUGAGUGUGGACAUGGACUGUGAUGACUUCUUCCCCAUGUUUCUUCUAUACAAUGGCGGUGUUCUCGAUGGAUUUGGCUGGGGUUAUGGGAUUAACCUACAAACAUCGAGUCGCUUUGAACAUCCUACUCCGUUUGUCUUUCCAGUAAUGUUGCUUUUGGUCUAA
This is a messenger RNA of Mya arenaria, 858 nucleotides long. RefSeq lists its product as uncharacterized. The transcript is spliced from 7 exons. Bases 1 to 858 code for a protein of 285 amino acids. The record is from RefSeq and is a predicted model, not a curated record. NCBI's taxonomy places the organism in Eukaryota, Metazoa, Mollusca, Bivalvia, Myida, Myidae.